AUGUCCGGAAGGACUAGUAGCAAAAGCAAGGCCGAAGCACCCUGCAAGCCACAACCACUUUCAGACCGCGUCAUCGCCAUUCUCCACACCUUUGCCAAGGAAGAACGCAAGCGCAACUUUUCUUUCCUGGGGAAAUAUAGUCACUGCUACAAGAAUGCAAAAAGCCUUCUUGAAGUCGAACUGGCUAGCCCCUACGACAUUGCAGCCAUCAAGAAAAAAGAUGAUGACUUUGAAAAUGCCGGCUGGUACACCUUCGCUGAGUCGAUUUACUAUCCGCGUCGCACAGUCGCCAUCAGCAUUCUGGACGAGGAAGAUGUGAGGAUCGAGACUAUGGCAAUUGGGACGGGGGCAAGCAACAUGCGUGAUGCGGCAUCGUGGAUACGCGACACCUACUGCACCGAUCUCCAAGAGACAUGGCACAAGAAGUUUUCAGCGACACAGUACGACGAGCAAAGAAUAUGGUGGACAAAUACGGGUAAACAUUUCAAGUUCCUGCAACUGCCUCUCGAGCUGCGCGAGGAAAUCUACCGUCACGUCAUCGAGCCUGUCGUUGUGCCCGAUAUUGUGACAGAGGGCACAGGCCGCUUCAUCUUUGGUGUUGGGCAAUCUUUCGGGCCCACCAGCGUGGCAGAACGUAACCGCGACCCAGAAAUCCCCAGCCCCAACUCGAACAUCUUCUAUGUCAACAAAAAGGUUUGCAUGGAAUUCAGCGCGGUAGCAUGUCGCGAGACGAUCAAGCGGUUCACUACACUCCGCUCAGGCCUGGGCAGGGGCCCCAAGCACUUUAUGCCCAAGAUAUGGCGGCACGCCCUCAGUCUCCCAGCGGAGCUUGCCCUCCGAACAGGCUUUCUACGCCACAUCCAGCUCGAAAUGGACGCGAGGGAGUAUUUCGCCUGCAUCGGCAUCUAUGCAAACAGCAGACAUGUGAUUCGUACCUGUGCUCCGCAUGGAAUGAAGUUUGCGGAACUGGCACUGCUACAUGGGCUCCAGACACUUGAUCUGCGCUUCAUCAGUCCCAAGCACCGGCUCGCGCGGUGUCCGUGGGCCAUGGCAAGCCCGCGACGCAGCCCGCAUUCGUGUCAGAAGAAGUGGAUCGAAUAUUGGAUUGUACUGGCGUGGGAUAUGCUGCGGCAUCUGCGUACGGCGAAAGGGGUGAGGAUUAGCUUGAGUGGGUGUGUCAAGACGUCCACUGUGGAUUUUUGGCAGCCCAUGCUUAAUGCUGUGGGGGAUGGGGAUGCGGAUGCGGCCAUGGUGGCGAGUUUGAGGCAGGAAAUGAGAGAGGCCAUUUUGCUUCAGAUUCAGAGAGGUGAAAUGGUGUUUCCAUGUCGCUGUACGUAUCCGUGCGUGGGCACGAGUGCGGAUUUGCCAGUUGAUUUCAAGGACGAUGAGGAUCCAAGGUUGGAGUCUGUGCAAGGGUGGCAGGAUAUACUCGACAAGGCGUAUUGGGAUUUUGACGAUUGA
Molecule: messenger RNA, 1461 nt
Organism: Bipolaris oryzae ATCC 44560
Lineage: Eukaryota; Fungi; Ascomycota; Dothideomycetes; Pleosporales; Pleosporaceae
Exons: 1
Coding region: 1-1461 (486 amino acids)
Source: RefSeq, a predicted model, not a curated record